CGUCUCCCAGAGGUUCUGCGGCCAGCGGGCGAGCGCUGCGGCGAGCUGGGCGUCCCGGCGCGGCGCCCCGGGCCCGUGCGGCGGCAGGCUGGCCCCCCCUGGCGGGGGGCCGCUAGUCCAGAGAGUACGGUAGGGCGCGCCCCGCCCCCGCUGCCGGGAGCCGGGCCGGGGCUCGGCGGCCACGUCCCCGCGCCGGGCCGCGGGCGAUGUCGGCGGCGGGCGGGCUGAGCGGCGGGCGGGCGGCGCGCCCCGCGCCCUGACCUCCCGCACUAUGCGGCUCUCCUGCAAGGUGGCGGCGGCGCUGCUGUGCCUCGGCAGCCUGCUGCUGCUCUAUCUGCUGGCGGGCAGCGCCGCCGCGCCCCCGCGCCCGCCGCCCGCGCCCUCCGCGCCCGCCCGCCCCGCCGCGCCGCUCGCCCGCCGCCAGCCGCGGCCCAGCCGCAGCCCGCCGCGGAGGAGCCCUGCCCGGGGGAAACUCGCCAGCGCCAGGAAGCCUGGAGACCAGAAACAUUCAAAAGAGCCUUCAUCUUUGCAAUGCAUGCAUCUGGCAGUGGUGGCAUGUGGGGACCGGCUGGAAGAGACGCUAAUCAUGCUGAAAUCAGCAGUUCUCUUUAGCAACAGGAGGCUCUGUUUUCACAUUUUUUCUGAGGACUCCCUUAAGCCUGAAUUUGAGAAGAAGUUAAAGGAAUGGCCUUCCUCAUAUACAAAGAAGUUUCAACACAACAUUUACCCAAUAACCUUCUCUGUAGGAAAUGCUCAGGAAUGGAAAAAGUUAUUCAAACCAUGUGCUGCCCAGCGCCUUUUUCUUCCGGUCAUUUUAAAGGAUGUGGAUUCUCUCCUUUAUGUGGACACUGAUGUUCUCUUUCUGAGGCCCAUCGAUGACAUCUGGCACAUCCUGAAAGAGUUCAACUCAACACAGCUAGCUGCUAUGGCCCCAGAACACGAAAUACCAAAGAUUGGCUGGUAUAGUCGAUUUGCGCGUCACCCUUAUUAUGGGACAACAGGAGUCAAUUCUGGAGUGAUGCUAAUGAAUUUAACACGGAUACGCAACACUCAGUUCAAGAACAGCAUGAUACCAAGUGGUUUGACUUGGGAGGAAAUGUUAUAUCCAUUAUAUCAAAAGUACAAAAACUAUAUUACAUGGGGAGACCAGGAUUUACUAAAUAUAAUUUUUUACUUUAACCCAGAGUGUCUCUAUGUGUUCCCAUGUCAGUGGAACUACCGGCCUGAUCACUGUAUGUACGGAAGCAACUGUAAAGGUGCAGAAGAAGAAGGUGUCUCUAUUCUGCAUGGCAAUAGAGGUGUCUACCACGAUGACAAACAGCCUACAUUCAAGGCACUCUAUGAAGUGAUACGUGAUUUCCCAUUUGAAGACAAUCUCUUCCAGUCUUUGUACUACCCUCUGCAGUCUAAAUUUCUGGAUACAGUGCACACUUUAUGUGGGAGAAUUCCACAAGUAUUUUUGAAGCAAAUUGAGAAAACUAUGAAGAAGGUGUAUGAAAAUCGUGUCAUUGUCUACUUGGGGGCCAACCACAGAUACUAAAUGUAGCUAUAUUUUUACAGAGUUUUUAAUUCUUGCAUCCCAUCUUGUGAAGCAUAUAAAGGAAGAGUAUGAACUUCUUUACUGAAACUCAGAAUUAAAGUAUUUUCCUUAUCUGAUUUCCUAAUAACCCCUGAAAUUACCAAACCAGAGGAAAUUCUCAAAGUCUACCUGAACUGUCCUUUAUUAGGUCUUCUGUUCUCUUCCUGUGUUUGUUUACUCUUAGUUGCAGCAGGGAGAGGUGAUGAGUCUCACUUUAUUUGAUGAGUUUAGUUUAUUUGUUUAAGUACAGCUGUAUUCACUGUAACUAUUUUUGAAGUUCUGCAAAAGCUUGUACUGACCUUAGGCUUGACAGAGAAGUUACGGUUUGAGCUACGUAAUGUAGGGUAUGUAACUUGAGAUGGUAGGGCAUAAAUUCUUGACUACCAUGAGAAUACUGAAUUACAGAAAAGAUCACUCACGAUAGGAUGAGUUAAAAUCUACUACAGUAAAGGGAAAGGACUUCCUUAAACUUGCACUUCUGUCUGAAGGUUUAUUUCCUGCUAUUCUUCACAUGUAGGACCGAAGAUUUCUCUUACUUAAAAAGAUUAGGGGAUUAGAAGUGCCUCUUCACUUUGUAUUUUACAGCACUUUCUGCCUAGUGACUGUCAUUUUUCCCGUUUGCUCCUCAGUAGUUUUAUGAGGGCUUCUCAUGCAGGAAUUAGAAGGAAAACAAUUACAGCAUAAAUAGCAAAACUAUGUACGAGUAAUGGGAGGGGGAUGCAGUGGAAGCUGUGGCACCUGCACAGCUAAUGGAGCAAGAGGCUCCUUUCUUCCGUGGAAUACAGUUGUGGUCUUCCCCUCCAGUCUCUUACAGUUUUAAGAAAGUAUUCCCUAUCUUGGUAAUGCUAAUUACAUCAGACACAGUCCAAGAAGGUUGUGAAUGAAGAGUACGAAAACAGGUACUGUUGAUCUGUUUUCCUCUUUAAUUAAGUCUCUUUAAUUGCUAUUUACACCACAGUAACAGUGAUAUGCCACUGACAACCAUUCUUCCAUCCCUGCGUUGGGAGACUGCAAAUGCUGCCUCUGACUCCUCUUUUCUGCUUCACCAGAAGCUGGCGGCACAGAAAUCUAUUUCUGCCUGGCUCUUUUGUUCCUGGAAGCUGAGUUUUAUGCUAGGAUCAUAAUGAAUAACCUCAAAGUGAAAGAGGAUACAAGAUGGCUUUGAUGUUUAUUUAAAAUACUUCAUUUAGUUUAGAUUUCGCAAGUAUGAUGAUCAUCUUAUGAUAUGCACAGACAAGAGCUUAUUAAAACUUGCAGAAGCUGAAAGGUCUUGGGACAAGUCACUGGGGAACUGAAGGUGAGGACCCUCUUAAAGAGCAGUGAUACCUGAGCGGACUCCCAGAGGGCAUUUUCUAAGUGUGAGCCUGAGGGGUGUGUGUAGGUAAGCACUUGAAGAAAACAGCAGAGAGAAUGAUCUUGCAUUUCAAGUCUGUUCAGCAAAAAAAAUCAGCCAUUACUUGGAACUAAUCACUUUUACAUUUAAUAGGCAAAGUAGGAGAGGGGUGGGAAGGGUGAGAUACAUGAUUAAUGGAAGGAAAACCGAUACAGAUCAUAUAUCCUGUACAUUUAUGAGAGAGAAAUAUUUGGGGUGUGUGGAUGAGGGAAAGCAUGUAUUUCCUAAGUUAAAAAGUAGGAUAUCUGAAGAAUUGCAGUUUUGGGGGUUUCUACCCUCUCCAGUCAGGACCGGUACGCAGCUUCAUAAGAAAACAGACUCCAAAAGGAAGUCCUUUUAGCUUGAACUUUCCUCUCUCCUUGUGUGGCAGCUCAUGAGAGGAGGGAAAACGCAGGUCUUGCUGGCGUCUCAGGCUGCCAGAUAAACAGCCUGUACACAGGAUGAGGUGCUGACAAACUUUUCCCAAACACUGAAGUGUGAAAAUGUCUGUGACACAUCCGUAAGCGUGCUGGGUGAACGACACAGCAUGGCAAACAGCAUUGCUACAGAGUCAUCUGAGCAGAGGAGGUGUGAAGAGAUAGAGGCUUGGAACACAGGCCAUGUCAUCCUGGUCCUAGCAACUUCACUGCUGGUCUGUGCUAGUCCUCACAGGCAGGACAGACAGAAAUGUCUGUUGUUUGCGCCUCUGCGUGCUGCAAAUUCUAAUUCGUUCGUGUUUGUGACUCAGCUCGGUUAUCUGACAGUGUUUGCCACAUAAGCAUAAAUUGACAUGCAAAGGACAGAGGCAGCUCUGUGUUUAUUUUGAUUGAAAGCCCAAGACCCAGAAAGGCAUUUAAACUUCAGUGUAGAUCUUGCUGCCUCUCCAACUUGCCUAAGUAUUUUCUAUUUCAGCUGAAGUUUUAGUUGCCACUUAAAAAGAACAGUAUGCUUCUAGCUACAGAGAAAAGUUUGAAAAUGUAACCCAAAUGAACAUUGAAGACUUCAGAAGGCAAUGAAGGAAAAUUAAGCAUGUUCUUUUAAAAAGAUUAAGAUAAUGUAAGCCUAACAUGUGAUAGGUAGACCUUUUAGACUAGCAAUGCUGAGAACUUAGAAAAAAUAUUAGCUUGCUUUUGGUCUGUAUUUUCAAAUAUCAGGGUGAAGCUUGAUUGUAGGUCAAAUGAGGCUCAAUGAGAUGCAUGCUGGGCACUCAAAUUCCUCAUUUCUGUGGUAUCUACAAGCCACACAGAGUUGCAGAGCAAAAGUCUUGUUGCCCAGACAGUUGCAACUCUGCAACUCUGCUGAGUCUCUGAAGUUUAGGAGGCUGCGAUUGUGUAAGCUAUGAUUCAGCAGAACCCUGCAACUAUGGGCACAUUAAAAUGAAGGAAUGGAAUUCAUUAGAAAACAAAGGCAUUACUGCAUAUAAAAUGAUUAGAGAUUAAAACAGUGCUUUUUAUGUUUACAGGAGGUGCUAAAUUAUGCUUAGAAAGAACUGUGUUAUGUUCUCAACAGCUGUUAAAAUAUAUGAAGUAUAUGCUUUAACAUGAACAUUUUUGUUAACGUAAUAUCAACUUGCAGGAAGAAUGGGGGAGGUUCCCCCCUGCUGUGCUUUUUUUUCUGAGGAAAAAAGCUAUAAUGUAAGUACUCCAAAGUGUUUUAAAACAAUUAUGUAACUUCUUUUUUUUGUUGUUGCUGUUAGAAUUAUUAAUUUAUAUUCCAGCUUCUAAAACCAUGUUAUAUUUUGGUUUUAACAGUAGUUGAUUCUAAUAUUAGUCUUAUUUAGGAAUCAGUUUUAAUUCAUUUUGUAUUUUAUACUUGUGGCUAAUUCCUUGCUAAUUAGCCUUCAUUUAUUUUAAUAAUGGGAUGUGUAAAUAUUUAUAUAGACUUUAUACCCUCAUUUCCCCUUCCUGUCAUGUAUUUUAGUUACUUCCAAUGGUAUUAUGUAACCAAAACACCUUUGCUAAUGUAACACCUUGAGCAGCAGCAGCACAACACAGGGGGGAAACGAAAAUAGUUUUCUUUAAAUGAACAGAAGCUCCAGCAUGCGGAAUGUAUGGAUAACAAAGGGAAAGAAUCACCUUUCACACUGAGAAAGGAACAGCAGGGUAUGGCCCAGACAACUGCGUGGGGGUUGUCUGAACACAAGCCCUAACCCAGCAAACGUUUGAUACUCUGAAUUUUGCCUGUGUAGUCAGUAAGCUUCUAUGCAAUGCAUAAAGUUCAGCAUGUAACCAAGUCCUUGCUGUAUCAGCGUCAAAUAUUCGGGUUUUAAAUUUGCUACAUUAUACUUGAACUUGCUGAAGAUAGAUAAAUAGGGGCUUUAUAUUAAGAGCUGCUGAGCACCUCCAUUUAGCCCAAAGCCAUUUAAUAAAGUGUCAGGCUACCAGUGCGCGUUGUACAACAAAGAACUGCCCGAGUGGGAAGCAUUUUGUUGCAUCAUUUAUAUAAUGUGAGAGUUUUUCUAGGCUAUUUGCCUGCCUAUUACAAAGCAGGCUUAGAUAGCCCUGCUAUCAUUUCGCUUACAGGUGGAAACUGGAAACUGCUCUGUGCGUCUGUGUGUGUGUGUGUACACAACAUGAGCGCGUGUGUGUAAAGAAUUCUGUACCUUUUCUCAGUCAUUUAAUUGCUUGUGUAUUUUUACUUGACAAGUGCACCAAUUGUUUAUAGCUCCCAAGGAGGCCUAGCAGUGCAUUUCUGUGUUAAGAUCCUUUGGCUUACAGUACAAAUAAAUGAAGUUUUAAGCA
Falco peregrinus (peregrine falcon) is the source of this 5692-nucleotide messenger RNA. RefSeq names its product glucoside xylosyltransferase 2 (gene GXYLT2). The coding region runs from base 272 to 1540 and encodes 422 amino acids. Gene Ontology annotation, molecular function: UDP-xylosyltransferase activity. Gene Ontology annotation, biological process: protein O-linked glycosylation via N-acetylgalactosamine. NCBI's taxonomy places the organism in Eukaryota, Metazoa, Chordata, Aves, Falconiformes, Falconidae. The record is from RefSeq and is a predicted model, not a curated record. The transcript has 7 exons.